CGUAGGAGCAUGUGCGUGAGCUCACAUGGUGUAAUUUUGUGUUUCCUUGCAGCAGCAAAGUGUCUGGAGCACAGAAGAAGAGAACCAUAGCCAGGUUCGCGGUCCAUUAUUACUUUUGGUACGCGCUAUGCCACUCUCAACUCGUACCGUGAGUAAUAAUGCACUGCGACUGGUGCCGACUCCAGACAGAGGUCCUGUGGUCUGGCCCCCCCCGCUGCCAGACUGGGACCAGUAGGUCUUUGAUAAUGACUUGGUUGACUCUUAUGAGUCCUGUGAGGAGAGCAAACAUCUGCCUCCAAUAGAGCUCCCAUGCUAAUACACACAUAUUUUUACCCUUUAUAAAUGUUGCAACGUUUGUCUCUUACUGCGAAAGUUUCUUCCUGUAUCUUAGCAACAAAAUAAUACAACCCCCCCCCCCCCCACCAUGUCUACAAGUGUAGUAGUUGACCCCAGGACAUUCCUUUUAAUUCCUGUUCUGUGUCAACAUGAAACCUUAAAGAAGACUGAACCCUUUUCCUGAUUUCUCCCAAAUCUGUCCCCUUUUUGGGUAUUUUUCCCCAGACAGUAAAUCUAAAGGGGGAAACCGUCUCAUGUGUCAGAACAUGAAAUAUCUGUCAUGUAAAUGUAAGAUUGCCAAAUUUUCCCGGGCUCUGCUCCAAACUGCCUCCUAUUUAUCAGUGUUUCUGUAGAGAAGAAAGUCAGAAUAGGACUGCUCAGCUAAAACCAGACCCUUCACUCCCAUGACUCCACGCAAGAGUCUUGCUGAGUCAGCAUGAGGGGGGGUGAAAAGCAAAAAUAUGACAGAUCUUUCUACUCGGUGAAAGCGACGGAUGGGUUACUAGUGGGAGCGUGCUCACUUUCACCGCUCAGCUCUCGGAUGGGAAAGAAAUGCAAAGUCAGCAGAGUUGUUUUACUUAGUUAUCUGACGGUGUAUCUGUCGGUGUAUCUGUCGGUGUAUCUGACGGUGUAUCUGACGGUGUGUCUGACGGUGUAUCUGAGGGUGUAUCUGACGGUGUAUCUGUAUCUGAGGGUGUAUCUGACGGUGUAUCUGAGGUUGUAUCUGACGGUGUAUCUGACGGUGUGUCUGACGGUGUAUCUGAGGGUGUAUCUGACGGUGUGUCUUACGGUGUAUCUGACGGUGUGUCUGACGGUGUAUCUGAGGGUGUAUCUGUCGGUGUAUCUGACGGUGUGUCUGACGGUGUAUCUGACGGUGUAUCUGACGGUGUAUCUGUAUCUGAGGGUGUAUCUGACGGUGUGUCUGACGGUGUAUCUGAGGGUGUAUCUGUAUCUGAGGGUGUAUCUGACGGUGUAUCUGAUGGUGUAUCUGACGGUGUAUCUGUAUCUGAGGGUGUAUCUGAGGUUGUAUCUGAGGUUGUAUCUGAGGUUGUAUCUGAGGGUGUAUCUGUUGUUAUGGAGACGUCAGAGGGAUGUUGAUGGAGAUCACAAAAAGAAGUUUAAAUGCUCCAAAAAAGCUGCAGUCCGCCGAGCGGCUGUGGAGGAGUGUUGGAUUACGUUUGUGUCUCUCCGUCUCCCUGUUUCUCUGCGCUCUUGGCCAACACGUAUUCUCAUUCCAGCUCCAUCAACUCUGUCUGCUGGGGGUCAUCGCCAGCUCUCCCCUUUUCCUCCCUCCUCCUCCUCCUCCUCCUCUUCCUCCUCCUCAGCCUGUUUCUGAACUCAUUCUCGUCUCAGUAAUGGACCACAUCUGGGAGAGAUUGAGCCGCUCCAGCUCUGUCUGCCAGAUCACAGCCGGAUCGCAGGGGGUCCCAAAUUUUGCAUCCCGAUCUGGGUCCCGCCUGCUCCGGGGACGUUCCCCCUGGCAUGGAGCCGGGCAGACCGAUGCCUGUUCACAGGAGGGAUGAUUGAGCGCUCAUCUAUUUCUGGUGACCUCUCUUUCAGCUUGUGAAUCGGCCUUCUUUGGGCCGUUCCCAUGUCUGUGAUUCCCCCCUACCCCCCCCCACCCCUCCUGCAGCUCUGCGGUCCUCUUCCUGGUCUGUAGUUCAGAGACGUUGCAGCGUCCAUGAAUCAUUCAAAGAGAGGGAUUGAUGAGGGAAGAGGGAAUCUUUUGGGAUAUAAACUUUAGAUCUGAAAGAGAAGAUUAGACGUUUUUCCACAGAUUCAACAGUCUCCGUCCUCUGAUGUACAUGUCUGUGUUUAUGUGGUUU
This is a messenger RNA of Sebastes umbrosus (honeycomb rockfish), 2162 nucleotides long. RefSeq lists its product as uncharacterized. Lineage: Eukaryota; Metazoa; Chordata; Actinopteri; Perciformes; Sebastidae. The coding region runs from base 773 to 1672 and encodes 299 amino acids. The transcript has 2 exons. The record is from RefSeq and is a predicted model, not a curated record.